Cladophialophora carrionii CBS 160.54 is the source of this 1356-nucleotide messenger RNA. RefSeq lists its product as uncharacterized. Gene Ontology annotation, cellular component: nucleus; Rpd3L-Expanded complex; Rpd3L complex. Gene Ontology annotation, biological process: regulation of DNA-templated transcription. The record is from RefSeq and is a predicted model, not a curated record. Bases 1 to 1356 code for a protein of 451 amino acids. NCBI's taxonomy places the organism in Eukaryota, Fungi, Ascomycota, Eurotiomycetes, Chaetothyriales, Herpotrichiellaceae. The transcript has a single exon.
AUGGCAUCAAAUGAAGACUGCGCUUCCGUAUUGGAGCAAUUCAUUCAUGAUGCGGCGAAUUUGCCUGCUGAGAUCACCCACAUGAUGGAGGAAAUCCAGGCCAAGGACAAAGACCUUCAGAAACACCUAUCCGUGGUGAACCAGAAAGAUGCCAACAUUCAGAAGCAUCUCAAGACCAAUGGGGUGCUGGCACCUCAUCCAAAGGAGAAUGAAUACGCCGAUUUGGUGAAGAAGAACUAUGAUCUCUGCUUGGCGCUCCAAGACCAGAAAAUCGCGUUGAGUGAAAAAGCGUGCAUGCUCCUCGAGCGCCAGGUCAAAAAGCUCGACGUCAAAAUCAGAGAACUGCAAAAUGACGGCCAACUUCAGGAUGGACCGCCAUUACCUAGUGUUUUCAACCGCAAGACAGAAGCGCAAAAGCCUUUUCUCGAGUUGCCCACAAACAUCCCUCUACAAAAUGCAUCUGUCAGUGCUCUCAACGCAAAUGCACAUAGGGCCAACGCGCAGACGGCGGCGACGGUCCAGCAGACGCAAGCAAGACCGGUGCCACAGAUCAAUACCGUGACUGCCCCAGCGCAACGGAGUUCGGCCCCCGCGACACCUGCUUCGGCUGUCCAGCAACAACGUCAACGCGAGCGUGAACAUUCCCUCGGUGCUGAGAACAAACGACGGAAGCUCGGAAAUCCACUAGCCGGCGCAAAUCUCCCUGCGCAGCCCUCAGGCCUACGGCAGUCCUCGCUUGGGCCAGGUACUCCAAAGGCUGGAACCCCCACAGGUACAAGCCGUGCGGGCAGCAUUCCUCGAACCACUGGUUCCCAACAGGCCGCGGCACCCCCUAAAAAGUCUGGCCUUCCAAAGAAAGUCAUCUCACAUCAGCAGGUCAACAAGCUCAAGCAAAAGGCAUCAAAUAAGGGAAGAUUAUCUGCUGGGCGAAAGAAGGGCCAGUCCCCGUCAGUGCGUGGGGGACGCGGCGGAACGGCAGCUUCGGAAGAUGCAGACUCGGCCCUGUCAUCAGCAGAUGCCUCAGAGACUGAUGCCUCACAGUCGAGAAGAGGACGCGGCAACAAGAAGCAUCAACAACCUGCGGCCGAGGGCGCUGAUGCUGAAGCGGGCGAGGACGAUGAAAUGGACGAUGAUGACGGAGAAGACGACAAGGUCUACUGUUUCUGCCACCAGCGCAGCUACGGUGAGAUGGUGGCUUGCGAGAACGAGGAUUGUCCUUUCCAAUGGUUCCAUACAGGGUGCUUGAACAUGAAGAAAGUGCCGGAUGAAGAUGAAGACUGGUACUGUCCGAACUGCAGAGAAAAGCCAGCCAUCAUCGAGAAGGUUAUGCGGAAAAUGCAGACUGGCGUCAAGUAA